CCUGUUCCCAUCUCACACAGAAUCUAGUCUCCAUCCAUUCUCAGACAUUCAGAUUUUAGUGCCAACCCGCCCGACCCACUGAACGUAACUACGGCAGAUGAAUCUCAACGAUUUCCGUCCGGGAAUCGGGGGUAAAAUCGGGCAGAAAUCCGUGUCAUGUUUCCCAACUUUAGUUGCGAUUUGGCCCUUUAAACGGAAUGUUGUUUAAAUCCAGCAGAUGGCAGUGUGCACCUGGUUAGCAUGAGGAAAACCAGAAGAAGAACAAGUGGCAAGGUUGUGAGGCAAGCAAAUGGAGAAUGGAAAUGUUAUUUGGGAUAGUAUUAUGAUCACUAGAGAUCCUUUCUCAGGUUUCUCCAGCUGAGUUCUGUGUGCUUCGGAGGGAACAUGUUGGAAAAAGAAGCCGAUAAGGGGAAGGAGAGCGCCGGGGAGAAAGGCUUCCGGACGCCUGGGUUGAGAGGAGCACAGACCACCACACUGUUCCGUGCUGUCAAUCCUGAACUCUUCAUAAAACCAAAUAAACCAGUGAUGGUAUUUGGGCUGGUGGCCAUCACCUUGAGCGUGGGUUACCUGGGCUAUCUGCACGCCAUGAAAGAAAAUGACCAGCAGCUUUAUGAAGCGAUAGACAGCGAAGGAGAGAGACACAUGAAAAGGAAGACUUCCAAAUGGGACUGAUGGGGAUCCAUGCUGCGCUGCAUCACACAGGCAGUUUGUUGGUGCUUCCACAGGACAAACAACCAAGAAGACUUGCACACUAAUUGCAUCAUGUCCAGUCAAAUAUCUUCGUUGGCUGAUAAAAGCAUAAUAAAUGUGGAAACCACAAAAUAUUUUUCAAAGUAAUUCUAAGAAGAAGACACAUACAAUUGACUGCAGGUGUUUUUAUUAUAUGAGCUGAUAGGGAAACAUCUGUGACCUUCAUGUUAAAGACACAAGAGAACUGCUAUAUCAGAUCAAUCUGAUCUAGAAAAGGCAAAGCAAUUCAAAACUUGCAUCAACAUUGAAAUUUAACAGAAGUCAGAAAACAUGGAGAAACUAAGCAGUUUGUGUUUAAAUAAAAAUAUUCAGAGUUUG
Messenger RNA from Xiphophorus couchianus (Monterrey platyfish), 1068 nucleotides. RefSeq names its product small integral membrane protein 8 (gene smim8). Bases 385 to 672 code for a protein of 95 amino acids. Lineage: Eukaryota; Metazoa; Chordata; Actinopteri; Cyprinodontiformes; Poeciliidae. The record is from RefSeq and is a predicted model, not a curated record. The transcript is spliced from 2 exons.